CAGCCUGGGGGGGUGUGCUCUCUGGAUGAGUAUAUAAGUGGACAGACGCCAGGCAGGGGAGCUAAGCUAGGAGCUCCUUUUGCAGAAGCAGAGCCAGGCAUUGCAGGACUCCUGUGACGGGCAGCAUGGCAGAAGAUCUCCAGCUAGAAACAUGGGACCUGGAAUGCGAGCGCAACAAUCGGGACCACCGGACCUCCGAAAACGGCAACCGGCAGCUCAUCGUGCGCAGGGGGCAGCCGUUCACCAUCACCCUGCACUUUUCUGGGAGGGCAUACCAGGAAGGCGUGGACCAGCUCACAUUCCACGUUGAGACAGGGCCUUGCCCCAUCGAGACAUCGGGGACCAGAUCUCUCUUUCCCCUUUCCUGCUCCCUGGAAGAGGCUGUCUGGAGCUCAGCCGUGGAAUGCCAGGAGGGGACCUCCCUGACUGUGUCCAUCUCCUCCCCUCCUGACGCCCGGAUUGGCCGCUAUCGCCUGACCAUGGAUGCUGCCACUGACCAUCAGGGCUCCAGCUUCAGCCUGGGGGAAUUUGUCCUGCUCUUCAACCCUUGGUGUCCAGCGGAUUCUGUCUUUCUGGAGAGCGAAGAGCAGCGUGUGGAAUAUGUGUUGACCCAGCAUGGCCAGAUCUACCAGGGAUCAAAGGAUUACAUCUACUCGAUCCCAUGGAACUUUGGCCAGUUUGAAGAUGACAUUCUGGACAUCUGCCUCCAGCUGUUGGACACCAACCCCAAGUUCCUCCGAAACCAGGACAAGGACUGCUCCCGACGCAACAGCCCUGUCUAUAUCAGCAGGGUAGUGAGUGCCAUGGUGAACUGCAACGAUGACCAAGGCAUCCUGCAGGGGCGCUGGGACAACCAGUAUGACGACGGCGUGAGCCCCAUGGCCUGGAACGGGAGCGUGGACAUCCUCCAGAGGUGGCAGAAAUAUGGGUGCCAGCCGGUCCGGUACGGGCAGUGCUGGGUCUUUGCCGCUGUGGCCUGCACAGUGCUGAGGUCCCUGGGGAUCCCCACCCGCGUGGUCACCAACUACAACUCUGCCCACGACACCAACGGCAACUUGGUCAUAGAGCAGUAUUUGGAUGAGAACGGGAAGCUGCAGCAGGGGAACCGGGAGCUCAUCUGGAAUUAUCACUGCUGGAAUGAGUCCUGGAUGACCCGCCAAGAUCUCCCAGGCGGGUAUGAUGGCUGGCAGGCUUUGGACCCAACCCCCCAGGAAAAAAGUGAAGGAGUCUAUUGCUGUGGGCCCACUCCGGUCCGAGCUGUCAAGGAAGGAGACCUGAAGCUGAAGUAUGACGUGAAGUUUGUCUUCGCCGAGGUCAACGCAGACGUGGCCUAUUUGAUGCUGCAGAGCGACAUGUCUCGGAAGAGGACCACCUACUCCACCCUGGUGGGAAAGCACAUCAGCACCAAGAGCGUGGGCAGGGAUGCCAAGGAGGACAUCACCCACAACUACAAGUACCCGGAAGACUCGGAGGAGGAGAGGUCCGUCUUUGAGAAGGCGAAGCACCAGAAGGUCUACCCGCCGCCAGAAGAGGGCUUGAAAGUCAAGAUCAAGGCCUCCGAGGGGAUGAACAACGGGUGUGACUUUGAUGUCUUCGCCGUCAUCAACAACAACACGGGCACCGAGCGGCGAUGCCGGCUCAUGUUUGGCGCCCGGACCAUCACCUACAACGGGACGCUGGGGCCAGACUGCGGGAGCAAAGACUUGCUCAACGUCGACCUGGAGCCCUACGCAGAGAGGGUCGUUCCCUUGCGGAUCCUCUAUGAGAAGUACGGCAGCUGCCUGACGCAAGACAAUAUGAUCAAGGUGAUGGCUCUCCUGCAGGAGCACGAGACCCACGAGAUCGUCCUCGAGACCAGGAACAUCUAUGUCAAAAACCCAGAUAUCAAAGUCCGGAUCUUGGGGGAGCCAGUUCAGAAGCGCAGGCUGGUGGCCGAGCUGACGCUGACCAACCCCCUCCCGACCCCCCUGAAUGGCUGCCUCUUCGCCGUAGAGGGUGCCGGCCUGACAGAAGGGCAGAAGACCCAAGAGCUGGACUGUCCUGUUGGGCCGGGUGAGGACGCCAAAGUGAGGGUGGAGUUCGUGCCCCGCCAGUCGGGCCUGCGGAAGCUGGUGGUGGAUUUCGAGAGCGACAAGCUGAAGGGGGUGAAGGGCUACCGGAACGUCAUCAUCGCCCCCCUGCCCAAAUGAUGUGCUGCCCCACCCCACCCAGAAGGGGAGAGGGUUGCUUUGCUGGCCCUGCCUGAAAUCCAUUGCCUCUUUAGAAAGAUGGGUGAUUCCGGCAGCAACGGGGACCCAAGGGGGCCUUGGAAGCAGCGGCCUUGAAAAACUCCCCCCCCCCGGUGUACACUCAAAUGUGACAAUAUUGCAAGGAGCCGCCACCCCCAACUGCUCCUUCACCAAGGAGCAGAAAUUUGUUCCUAGCUAGACCCUCCCCUGCAAAAAAAGAUAUAUUUUUGUGGCUUUUUCAUAGAAUCGUAGUUGGAAUUGACCUCCAAGGGUCAUCUAGUCCAACCCCCUGCAAUGCAGGAAUCGCAGCUGAAGAAUCCCAGUUGGAAAACCUCCAAUGGAGUUUAGAAAGCUCCUCCUGGUGUUAUCUGCACACACACAGCAGAAAUGUGUCUCUUUGGGCCACAGACUGGGCAGGUAAUUUUUGAGAGCUUCCCCGUGAAAAUCAACGUCACACACAAAACGCUUGGCAAAUUUGCAGACUCCCUGGCCUGCUGGUUUUCUGCCUCCAAGGGAAUUGGAGCAAGAAAUAAAGGUUCGUCCUUCCACCUCAGGAGGACUUUAACCCCUUAUUCCCCCUCCGUCUCCUGCUGUGUCUGUAAGACAGGAAUAUCUCCUGCCCAGAAAUGGAUGGCCCUUAGUGUCCAGCUGUCUGUGGCAUCAACAAAAUGUGACAUGCCCUUCCCCAAAGUCGUUUAUGCAGGGGAAAGGGACGCAAAUAUUGUAAGGUGCUUGCUGCAUCAUGCCAAAAAUAAAGAAAAUAAUAUAUAUCUAGAUUCCGGCAUCAGCAGCCAUCAGAAAUGUACGGCAGCAAGUACAGACUUCUGCUGCACCAGUCCUGAAAGACCCACCUAGUCCAGCAUCCAGGACAUUUAAUUCUCACAUUAAAUGCCUCUAUUAGGAAACCCGCAGCCAGGAUUCGAACACAGGAGCCCUCUCCACUCCUGAGGUUUCCAGCAACUGGUAUUUAGAAGCAUUUCCUGCCUCUGAGCAAGGAGGUAGACCAGAGCCAUCCUGGCUAGGAGCCAUCAAUAGUCUCCAUGAAUCUGCCCCAUCCUCUUUUAAAGUUGGUGGCCAUCCCUGCCUCCUGUGGGAGGGAGUUCCGCAGUUUAACUUUUCCCCAAGUUCCGCAUCAGUGGCACGAGUGCUUGCUCACUUUCUCUAAAAACUGUGACGAGUGGAGUUUUAUUUCAUGUUUGAAACCAGGCCGGGUGGGAAAGGAGAAGGACUCAGGAGAAGGAGUCUGCCAGCGACCGUCAGAUUAACACAGAUGUCAAAGGCACUCAUCGCUGCCAAGGCAGACGCUGGCCAGAGGCACCAGCUCCUCUUGGGCUCAGGAGCACCAGCCUCAAAUCCUUUCCCCGGGCCGCACGGCAGGAAAACAAAAUGAAAGCAAGAGCCAGAACUGUGGAGCAGAAGGCAGACAGAGAAAGCAGCUUUCUUACCCCUCCCAGUGUGGUUUCUGGGGAACAGAAAGACAAGCGCAAUUUCUUGGGGAAGGCAUUCCUUGCUAAGAAACUCCCAGGUCAGGAUGUUGCACACUUUGGAGAAAGAUUCAUUUAUUUUUUUAAAAAAGCUGAUCCAAGAAACAAAGGGCUUAAUAAUGUGAGCAAUGUAACAUGUACAUACCUAUAGAUAUAUUUGUGUACCGUGAUGCUAUGCGUACUCUCAAAUGUGCGGAGGAGAAGGUGGUUUGCUGGCUUCGCUUGAUCCUUUCUAGCUGACUCUCGCGGCAAAUGCUGUGUUCUCAGAGCCGGGUAUUUCACUCAUGGAACUGAACUAUGCAAUCGCUGAAUAAAGAGUUAAUUUUUCACCUUCAA
Molecule: messenger RNA, 4048 nt
Organism: Zootoca vivipara (common lizard)
Lineage: Eukaryota; Metazoa; Chordata; Lepidosauria; Squamata; Lacertidae
Gene: TGM2
Product: transglutaminase 2
Biological process (GO): peptide cross-linking
Cellular component (GO): mitochondrion
Molecular function (GO): protein-glutamine gamma-glutamyltransferase activity
Source: RefSeq, a predicted model, not a curated record